GCCUGUGCGUGGACUGCGGCCUCUGGUGUCCGCACUGCACGCACUGGGCCCGGCCGGGUCCACGGAGUCCCGGGAAGGAGACGUCGCCGCCUGCCCCGGCAGCCAUGAGGCCCCCAUGGGGUCCCCUGCGCUCGCCCUCCCUGGCCUUUCUGCUCCUCUGGCUGCUGGGAGGAGGGGCAGGGGCUGAGGGCCGGGAGGACCCGGAGCUGCUGGUGACGGUUCGCGGGGGCCGGCUGCGCGGCCUCCGUCUGAAAGCCCCCGGGGGCCCGGUCUCCGCGUUCCUGGGCAUCCCCUUCGGGGAGCCACCGGUGGGCCCCCGGCGCUUUCUGCCCCCGGAGCCCAAGAGGCCCUGGGCCGGGGUGCUGGACGCCACAGCCUUCCAGAGCGUCUGCUACCAAUACGUGGACACCCUGUACCCCGGCUUUGAGGGCACUGAGAUGUGGAACCCCAACCGUGAGCUGAGCGAGGACUGUCUGUACCUCAAUGUGUGGACACCAUACCCCCGGCCCCGGUCACCCACGCCCGUCCUGGUCUGGAUCUACGGGGGCGGCUUCUACAGCGGCGCCUCCUCCCUGGACGUGUACGACGGCCGCUUCCUGGCCCAGGCCGAAGGCACAGUGCUGGUGUCCAUGAACUACCGGGUGGGAGCCUUUGGUUUCCUGGCCCUGCCGGGCAGCCGAGAGGCCCCGGGCAAUGUGGGCCUGCUGGAUCAGAGGCUGGCGCUGCAAUGGGUGCAGGAGAAUGUGGCAGCCUUUGGAGGGGACCCAGCGUCAGUGACGCUGUUUGGGGAGAGCGCGGGCGCCGCCUCGGUGGGCCUGCACCUGCUGUCCCCGCCCAGCCGGGGCCUGUUCCACCGGGCCGUGCUGCAGAGUGGCGCCCCCAACGGGCCCUGGGCCACGGUGGGCGUGGGAGAGGCCCGCCGCAGGGCCACGCUGCUGGCCCGCCUGGUAGGCUGCCCCCCAGGCGGCGCCGGUGGCAACGACACAGAGCUGGUGGCCUGCCUGCGGACACGGCCGGCUCAGGACCUGGUGGACCAUGAGUGGCACGUGCUGCCCCAAGAAAGCAUCUUCCGCUUUUCCUUCGUGCCCGUGGUGGACGGAGACUUCCUUAGUGACACCCCCGAGGCGCUCAUCAACGCCGGAGACUUCCAGGGCCUGCAGGUGCUGGUGGGUGUGGUGAAGGAUGAGGGUACCUAUUUUCUGGUUUACGGGGCCCCGGGCUUCAGCAAAGACAACGAAUCUCUCAUCAGCCGGGCCCAGUUCCUGGCUGGGGUGCGGGUCGGGGUCCCCCAGGCCAGCGACCUGGCGGCCGAGGCCGUGGUCCUGCAUUACACAGACUGGCUGCACCCUGAGGACCCGGCCCGGCUGAGGGAUGCCCUGAGCGACGUGGUGGGCGACCACAACGUCGUGUGCCCCAUGGCCCAGCUGGCUGGGCGACUGGCCGCCCAGGGCGCCCGGGUCUAUGCCUACGUCUUUGAGCACCGGGCUUCCACGCUCUCCUGGCCGCUCUGGAUGGGCGUGCCCCACGGCUACGAGAUCGAGUUUAUCUUCGGGCUGCCCUUGGAACCCUCGCUGAACUACACCGAGGAAGAGAGGAUCUUUGCCCAGAGAUUGAUGAGAUACUGGGCCAACUUUGCACGCACAGGGGACCCGAACGAGCCCCGAGACGCCAAGGCCCCGCAGUGGCCGCCCUACACGGCGGGGGCUCAGCAGUACGUGAGCCUGAACCUGCGGCCGCUGGAGGUGCGGAGGGGGCUGCGCGCCCAGGCCUGCGCUUUCUGGAACCGCUUCCUGCCCAAACUGCUCAGCGCCACCGACACGCUGGACGAGGCGGAGCGCCAGUGGAAGGCGGAGUUCCACCGCUGGAGCUCCUACAUGGUGCACUGGAAGAACCAGUUCGACCAUUACAGCAAGCAGGACCGCUGCUCGGACCUGUGACGGCGGGGCCCGCCCGCGCGCCGCCGGCCCCGGCUGUACAUACUAUUUAUACCAGGGCUGGGCUAGAACAGACGCGCCCCAGACCCUGCGCCCCCCGUCCCCUGCAUGCGUCGGGCCGAGCCCCCCACCCCCGCGGUGCCUUCGCCCCUGUCGGGCUGCCAAUAAACCGUUA
This is a messenger RNA of Lepus europaeus (European hare), 2109 nucleotides long. RefSeq names its product acetylcholinesterase (Yt blood group) (gene ACHE). Gene Ontology annotation, biological process: acetylcholine catabolic process; choline metabolic process. Gene Ontology annotation, molecular function: acetylcholinesterase activity. The record is from RefSeq and is a predicted model, not a curated record. NCBI's taxonomy places the organism in Eukaryota, Metazoa, Chordata, Mammalia, Lagomorpha, Leporidae. Gene Ontology annotation, cellular component: plasma membrane. Bases 105 to 1937 code for a protein of 610 amino acids. The transcript has 5 exons.